AUGAGUAGAAUACCAUAUGCUAGUGCAGUGGGAGCUAUCAUGUAUACCAUGACAUGUACACGUCCUGAUGUCGCAUAUGCGCUAGGAGUAGCCAGUCGAUAUCAGGCAAAUCCCGGUGAGGAACAUUGGAAGGUGGUUAAAUCCAUUCUUAAAUAUUUAAGAAGAACCAAAGACCAAUUCCUCAUCUAUGGAGAUUCUGAACUUAUACCAAAAGGGUUCACUGAUGCAAGUUUUGCCUCAGAUAAAGAUGAUAGCAAAUCUACUUCAGGUUAUGUUUUCACCUUAAAUGGUGGUGCAGUGAGUUGGAAAAGUUCCAAACAAGCUACUGUAGCUGAUUCAACGACUGAAGCUGAGUAUAUAGCAGCAAGUGAGGCUGCUAAAGAAGCUGUGUGGAUGAAGAAGUUCAUAAACGAGCUUGGUGUGGUACCUUCAAUUAAAGAACCACUUCCGUUACUGUGUGACAAUAAUGGAGCAAUUGCACAAGCAAAAGAGCCAAGAUCACAUCAAAAAUCUAAGCAUAUCUUGAGAAGGUAUCAUUUGAUAAGAGAGAUCGUUGAACGUGGAGACGUUGAAAUUCAAAAGGUUGCUGGGAAGGAUAAUGCAGCAGACCCAUUCACUAAGGCGCUUGGAUCAAAAGAGUUUGAUAAGCACAUGUGGGAAUUGGGAUUGAAAUAUAUGACUGAUUGGCUCUAG
Messenger RNA from Arachis stenosperma, 693 nucleotides. RefSeq names its product secreted RxLR effector protein 161-like. The transcript has a single exon. The record is from RefSeq and is a predicted model, not a curated record. Gene Ontology annotation, molecular function: nucleic acid binding. Bases 1 to 693 code for a protein of 230 amino acids. Lineage: Eukaryota; Viridiplantae; Streptophyta; Magnoliopsida; Fabales; Fabaceae.